AUGCAGUUCUUCGCCAUCGCCGCUCUCGUCGCCACCGCCGCCGCCCUUCCGGCCCUCGAGGUCCGCGGAUCGGACGCUUGCCCGACCGACGGUCUCUACACCAACCCCUUGUGCUGCAGCACCGACGUCCUCGACGUCGCGAGCCUGGACUGCAAAGUUCCCAGCGAGAGCUUCUCCGGUCCCCGCUCCUUCAGAAGGGUCUGCGCCAAGCAGGGCCAAAAGGCCCAGUGCUGUGCCGUACCUGUCGCCGGACAGGCCCUCCUGUGCAUGGACGUUAUUGGCGCUUAA
Drechmeria coniospora is the source of this 288-nucleotide messenger RNA. RefSeq names its product hydrophobin. The record is from RefSeq and is a predicted model, not a curated record. NCBI's taxonomy places the organism in Eukaryota, Fungi, Ascomycota, Sordariomycetes, Hypocreales, Ophiocordycipitaceae. Bases 1 to 288 code for a protein of 95 amino acids. Gene Ontology annotation, cellular component: extracellular region. The transcript is spliced from 3 exons.